GAGGAAGGGGGCAUCAGGGCGGUCGUGGGGGCGAUGGAGGGUCACUUAGAGAGCGACAAAGUACAGGAGGGGGCGUGCAGGGUGCUGGGGCACUUGGCUGCCAACAAUGCCGAGAACGCGGUCAGGAUCAGGGAGGAAGGGGGCAUUAGGGCGGUCGUGGGGGCGAUGGACGGGCACGAAGGGGGGAGCGGGGUACAGGAGGGGGCGUGCAGGGCGCUUGGGCACUUGGCUUCAAACAACGACGAGAACGCGGUCAGGAUCAGGGAGGAAGGAGGUAUCAGGGCGGUCGUGGGGGCGAUGGAGGGGCACCCGACGAGCGCAGGGGUACAGGAGCAGGCGUGCUAUGCGCUGCAGAGCUUGGCAUUCAACAACGCCGAGAACGCGGUCAGGAUCAGGGAGGAAGGGGGCAUUGGGGCGAUUGUCAAUGCGAUGAACAACUACCUAGCGAGCAAGGAAGUACAGGAGGGGGCGUGCAAGGCGCUGGGGAAUGUGACUGCCAACAUGACAGACGACGCGAACACGAUGGAG
This is a messenger RNA of Guillardia theta CCMP2712, 528 nucleotides long. RefSeq lists its product as hypothetical. The transcript has a single exon. The record is from RefSeq and is a predicted model, not a curated record. The annotation marks the transcript as partial. Gene Ontology annotation, molecular function: protein binding. Lineage: Eukaryota; Cryptophyceae; Pyrenomonadales; Geminigeraceae.